Messenger RNA from Diospyros lotus (date-plum), 827 nucleotides. RefSeq lists its product as uncharacterized. Lineage: Eukaryota; Viridiplantae; Streptophyta; Magnoliopsida; Ericales; Ebenaceae. The record is from RefSeq and is a predicted model, not a curated record. The coding region runs from base 8 to 589 and encodes 193 amino acids. The transcript has a single exon.
GAGAGCGAUGACUUUCAGUGACCCGAUUGCCCCACCCAUAUCACAAGGUGUACUCACUACGAUUCCUUCUGAUUCCCGAGAAAAUCCCUAUAAAUUCCUUCCCUCUUCCCAUUUCCCAAACUCCAACCCGUCCUUUCUGUACCCAUCUCCCUCCCUCCCUCCUCUCUUGCUUCUUUUACUGCGUGUUCUCACCAUGGAAGAAUUAGAGUUCCAGGAAUCUGAGGUUAUUUUCCCGGAAAGUGUUGCGAAUGGCGAUAACGGCAGCAUCGGCCGCGGUUUAAUUUCAAGAGGUCAGAAGCCGAACAGGAGAAAGGCGUCUAAGAAGAAGAAGAAGAAGAAGAGCUCGGUUCCAGUGAAAAUCCCGGAGAACAUUGCCGGGAACCUGUGGUGUCCGUGCGGGGAUUCGGAUUUCGUCGACGACGGCGACGGGGGGGAGGUGGUGCCGCCGCAUGUGGUGGUGGAGCGGCGGAUUUUGGCCCGGAAAAUGGCGUUUUCGGUGUGCACGGGCAACGGCAGGACUCUGAAGGGCAGGGAUUUGAGCCAAUUUCGAAAUUCCAUUCUCAGGAUGACGGGUUUCCUGGAAGCGUGACCAAAUCGUAGCUUCUUUGUUUUUAUUUAUUUAUUUUUUAUCAGAUUGGGUGGGUUCGCGUUCUCUUAGAACUAGCCAACAAAGUGAAGGAAAAGGAAAAGGAAAAUGCAAGCUUUACGUUGUUUCUAUGUGCUUAAUUGUUGUCCACCGCCCCGAUUAAUUAUUAUAAACAUUAUAAGUUCUUAUUCAUUGAUUUUUCGAAUGAGCAAAGAAAAAAUAAAAAUCAAAUUGAUUACUA